GUCAUAAAAUGCAGUUGUUUCAGGAAGUAAAACAGCUAGUGUAAAAUUUUGUCAAACAGUAUGAAGAGUUCUACAUAACACUGGUGGAUUUACCCAUCUAGGAUAUGCGCGGUGACAACACCUAGAAGGAGGCUUUGAAAUCUGAAAUAAGGUAACAAUAGGCUUGAAAAAUGGAGAGUAGUACUUGAAGGAAAGGUAAAGGAAGUAUACAACAAUAAGCAGUUAAUGGCGAGGUUAAACAUUUUAAGUACCUACCUAGGAUCUUUUGUAUAAAAGAAUGAUGGUUUAGAUGAGGUUAUGAUAGUAAAAUAUAAUAGAAAUUGAGUAUAACAGAAAUGAGAAUGCUUUAGUGGAUGAGUGGAAAGACGGGAGAAAAUAAGAUAAGGGAUAACGGGGCGAGUAAAAUAUUUUCUAGGAACCGUAUUUUAUUGGAAAAAAAAUACAUUGGAAAGUAUUUUAAUUUGUACUCAACGACGAUGAUAUGCAAUCACAAAGUGCUUAUGAGAAAAUUAUACUGAAAAAUAUUUUUUAUGGUAAAAUAUGGUUCUGAUAAAAUAAAAUUCAAACAAAAUAUAGCCUUCCGAUAUGAAAAGUUUGGUAGACAGUAUAAAAUCGGAGACCCCUAGACCCUUAGACCCAUAUUAUGAAAAAUGAAGAACCUAUAGAACUAGCUCACUAUCCUGCUGCUUAGCCACCACCACCCAGCGAAAAACCAGAGAUCGAAAGGGACAAUUUUCCCGCACCGCCGUGUCCUUAUACUGAUCCAGGUGAAUAUUUAAUUAUUAAAAUUAAAUUAAUAACCUUUAUAACAGUGUUUUACUCGCUUAGAAAAACGUAAAAUGUGGUUUGACAAUUAUAAGGGUAUAUCUGAUGAUGAGGAUGAAGUAGAUCAAAAAAUGAAUGCUGAUAAAGGAAUUGACCCUAAACUAAAAGUAUGUUACUAGCACUGAAAUGUACUUAAAUUUAAAUUGUUUUUAAUUUCAUAUUAUUUUUAUGUAGAAAGAAGAGGAAGAACUAAGUAAAUUGGGAUCAGGAAUUGGAAAAGUAUUUUUGCAAGAAGUUCGGGAACGUGAAAAACAUCAAAAAUGGAAAGUUUCACACAUGGAUCCUCGUAAUGCUUCGAGAUGUNGAAAAUCUUAUGUUUCAUAGGUUUCA
This is a messenger RNA of Cinara cedri, 1155 nucleotides long. NCBI's taxonomy places the organism in Eukaryota, Metazoa, Arthropoda, Insecta, Hemiptera, Aphididae. The record is from the annotation of a GenBank genome assembly.